AUGUUGGAAUAUUCGCGACGAACAUUCGGUCGGCCCUUUAAGAAGAUGAUGCAAGCGCUAAUACCACUCGUCUUCCAACUCGGCGCAGCUGCUACUUGGGCGACCGUUGCCGCCCUUGUUGGAAUCAAGACGCUUGCUGUAACCUUGAUCAUUCUCAAGCUAUUGCUUGUCGCUGGUGCGGCUAAGAUCGGAGCGCUGUUCGCGUCCAAGACUCAGCAUCAUAACCAAGAAUGGACGCCUCAUCAGAAAGAAAUUCAUCUGCACAUUCACAACGGGGGCAACGGGUACCACGGAGAUGAACACAGGGUGAUAUCACCAUGGAGCAGAGACGGUCAAACUCAGGCAGCAGACACGAAACAAGUCAACGUUAUUGUAGACCCGUACGCCGGACCUCAAACUAUAAGCACACCGUAUGGACACUAUAUGAAAAUCGAACCGGGGACGUACGUAACACAAUAA
This is a messenger RNA of Melitaea cinxia (Glanville fritillary), 459 nucleotides long. RefSeq lists its product as uncharacterized. The transcript is spliced from 4 exons. Lineage: Eukaryota; Metazoa; Arthropoda; Insecta; Lepidoptera; Nymphalidae. Bases 1 to 459 code for a protein of 152 amino acids. The record is from RefSeq and is a predicted model, not a curated record.